UCCAAAAAAUUAAUGAGGUGACGUGAGGGGAUCUAGUGACUCCUCGACCGAAGUUCAUAGUUGAAACACCACCACCAACUCAACACUCCAGCUUGGUGUCUCGUGUGGUACAGACGCCAGAAGCCCUCUCGUCCGUCCGUUCACAUUCAUUUUGUUUCGGUUACAUUUUUUUGGGUUUUAGUUUUUUGCAUUAUACCCGCAAUCCCACCACUAAACAGCCAUGGACGCCAUCAAGAAGAAGAUGCAGAUGUUGAAGCUCGACAAGGAGAAUGGCAUGGACAGAGCUGAGCAGGCCGAGGGGGACAAGAAAGCAGCCGAGGACAGGAGCAAACAGCUGGACGAUGACCUGCUGGCCCUACAGAAGAAGCUGAAGUCCACCGAGGAUGAGCUGGACAAGUACUCUGAGGCCCUCAAGGACGCCCAGGAGAAACUGGAGCUGGCCGAGACGAAAGCCGCAGACGCUGAGAGUGAUGUGGCCUCCCUGAACAGACGUAUCCAGCUGGUUGAGGAGGAGUUGGACCGCGCCCAGGAGCGUCUGGCCACCGCCCUCACCAAGCUGGAGGAGGCAGAGAAGGCUGCUGAUGAGAGUGAGAGAGGCAUGAAGGUGAUUGAGAACAGGGCUAUGAAGGACGAGGAGAAGAUGGAGCUGCAGGAGAUCCAGCUGAAGGAAGCCAAACACAUCGCUGAGGAGGCCGACCGCAAGUAUGAGGAGGUGGCCCGUAAACUGGUGAUCAUUGAGAGUGAUCUGGAACGUACAGAGGAACGUGCUGAGAUGUCUGAAGGAAAGUGCUCUGAGCUGGAGGAGGAGCUGAAGACCGUUACUAACAACCUGAAGUCCCUGGAGGCUCAGGCGGAGAAGUACUCACAGAAGGAGGACAAGUAUGAGGAGGAGAUCAAGGUCCUGACAGACAAGCUGAAGGAGGCUGAGACCAGAGCUGAGUUUGCUGAGAGAUCCGUGGCCAAGCUUGAGAAGACCAUCGACGACCUUGAGGAUCAUCUACACAAGCAGCUUGAGAAGAACCGUAUGCUGACAAAUGAACUGCGAUUAGCCUUAAAUGAUCCGUAAGAUCUAUAGCGAUUCCCCUUUUCUUCUUUUUUCAUCUGAAGCAUGAAAGCCGCUUUACACCUUUUUGUAAUGCUACAUUUAUGUUAUUUGGCGUUUAAGAAUACUAUAUUCAUCUUUUGUGUUGACCUCAAACUCUCUUAUAAUAUCAUGGGGGGAGGAUUUUGGGGGUUUCAUGCUGUUGCUGCAAUGUAAUGGGAUUUGGGGCAGAUAACCACAUUUCCAGUGUGGCUUGGAUAGAGUAACGGCUGUUUAAACCUUGUGGCAGCGAUUCCAGCUGAUUGUUUUAAAAAAACAGAUGCUGAUGGUUACCUGCUUUAAAGGUAUAAUAUGUUAUUUCUGCCGCUAGUGGUCUCCCAAUCACGACAACAACAAAAUAAGUACUUUGAUGCUGUCCUGAAUUAGCGUGGGAAAAUGGGAGCUGUUGUCUUCACCAUCAUUGGCUGUCAAAAAUCUAUCUGACGUUUACGUGUGACUUUUAGUCACAUAAUGUCGUUUCUUUCUAAUUAGAUUCCUAUAAGUAACAUAAUGUUAACUUGUUCACUUACAAUUAGAUGAGCUUACCCCGCUUUAAAUAAUGGAAUGUGGUCAAUUUUACCACAUAUAUAUUUUUUCUAUUUGUUGUGCACAACUCUACAAUGAAAUAAGAUUCAAGCCAUUUCAAAUAGUAAAACAAUUUUCAAAAGUUAAAACACUAUCAAAAAUAAAAAAAUUGUGGUCAACUACAAUCCAAAAGUUUCUUUGUUUGAAACCCAAAUUGUCUGUACCUUUACAUGUAACUGAAAAUUCUGAUAAAUGUCGCUAUGGAUCAAAGCCCCCAUGCUAAAUGACUAAGUGGUAAAUACUAACUCAUACUCCAGCACUGACUUAAUAUGAGUAGGCUUAUGUAUGCCUAGAUACUUUUUUCCCCAAGUAUAACUACAUAUCCAAAGACGUUCAAUAUGCCCUUAACUGUAUCUUUUGUGUGUAUAAUCUCCUUACUGCACAAUUAACAAACCCACAGCACAACAAAACUAUUAAACUGUUGGUGGUACUAACUGAGGCCUUUUUAUUUCCACUUUGGAUCAUUCCUGUGUAUCUAUCUGCGUAGUUGUGUUCCUAAUCUCACCAAUGUGAUUAUUCCUGUAUGCAAUCACUGUUCCUUAUCUCACUUAUGUGUCUGAGAUCUUUGCCACUUUGCUGCAUCCAAAGGUAAACUAUCACGCAUGACUGAAGUGAACUGCAGCUAAAACAGAUGGUGGGUCAAAUGACCUGACAUUCCCAACUCCCAGAGACUGUCCAUAACUGAUCAAUGGUUUGGAUGCUAUACUGAACAGUUAGCCAUGUUAUAUGCAAUAUAGGCCAUAUGACGUUUCCAUCAUAAUACACAAGUGUGCUCUUAAAGGCUGCGCCAUUUAUCAUGAGGUUAAUUAAUUUUGUUUAAGCGUCGAUGGGUGCCUUUCAAUUCACUCAGUUUAUAAUCGAUAACUGCAGAAUUUGCACGCUUUUAAUAUCACCUCAUCGUACUGCGUGUUAUGACUUUAGCAUGUCGAAUGGUGAAGAACCUGUAGCGUAUGACGUUGUUGUUCAUACCUGUACAUGCUGCACUGAUCACUGCCGGUCAGUUUAAUUGUGUUUUUAAUUUAAAUCUUUUUUCUUUUUUUCCUUCCAAUGUAUUUUAUCUGGGGAAUGUAAUAAAACAGUGCAAUGUUAUAUUU
Messenger RNA from Gadus morhua (Atlantic cod), 2760 nucleotides. RefSeq names its product alpha-tropomyosin (gene tpma). Lineage: Eukaryota; Metazoa; Chordata; Actinopteri; Gadiformes; Gadidae. The record is from RefSeq and is a predicted model, not a curated record. The transcript is spliced from 9 exons. The coding region runs from base 221 to 1066 and encodes 281 amino acids.